UACCAGGAUUUGGCUAUAAAGCAGAGACUUCAUAAGUGACCAUGAGUUAGUACGCAUGCGCAAUAAAAAAGGGGUGGAUCUUUUGACACAUGGGGAAUUCCCAUGAACCUACAAGCUACGCCCCUCCUUGUUGAACCGAUUAUGGAACAACAUGACAAGCCUUGUUGAGCUCAGUAAUGUACUGAAGAUCUUCUACUACUGAAUUGGUUGAUCGUUGUUGCUGCUUUUAUCACUAUAACUAAUAAAACAAUUGGAUCGAUUUUUUAAAAGCAGAAUUUGAUUAAUCACGAAUAACUCCAAAGUUACUCUUGACAUUAUCUGCAUGUGUAGUUGGAACUAUCAAUCAAUUGAUAUAUACGAAAAACUUAACACUGGUUUAUUAUUGGGACAAUUUUUAGGAUCAUUAAAUUUAGGAUCAUUAAGUAUGGAAGCAUUGAGUGAGCUUGUUGAAGGAAUUAAAGAGGCUUACAGAGAGAGGCAAUUAAACACAGAGGAACAAUGGCCACCAGUUAGAGGAGACAAGCUGAUAAACUUGCAGUUAGUGGAGGCUGCAAAAGAAGAAGGAUUUAAAGCUGGCUUGCCACAACAUGGUACACCUGGUGAUACGGUCAAACGUACUCCAAUUCUCCAUGGUGACCUGUUCAAAAUUGAAGAAAGCAAGAAACCAGUCAAAAAGCUCAUCGUUGAAGGUAAUGCCGGGAUUGGUAAAACCACACUGUGUACCAUGCUUGCUGAAGGGUGGGCAGAGGGCAAGACCCUGACACAAUUCAACUGUGUUCUGUUGCUUCCACUAAGAGAUCAGUUAGUCAGCUCAGCUUCUUCUCUUCCUGACCUCCUGGCCCUUCAUCACCCCGAUGAGACCAUCUGUGAGUCUGUUGCUCAACAACUAAAGAAGACAAGAGGAAAGGGAGUUCUGAUCAUAGCUGAUGGAUGGGACGAGCUCAGUGAAGCAAAUCGUUCGAAGAGGUCUUUUUUACACAGCCUUUUGUUUGGACGUCUUCUUCCUUCAGCUUCUAUUCUUCUCACCUCACGACCUUCUGUUUCAGCUCCUCUUCACAACCUUCCUUCUGUGAACCGUGUGGUUGAGGUAGUUGGUUUUAAUGAAGAGAGUAUCAAGCAGUACAUAGAAUCAGAGUUUGAGCAAUUCCCAGAGAAAGCUUCUUCUCUUAUCGAGCAGCUUGAGAACAACCCAGUUAUUCAGAGUGUGUGUUCUGUGCCCCUCAAUUGUGCCAUUGUUUGUAACUUGUGGCACACUUUAGACCAAGAGCUUCCUCGUACGUUAACUGAGCUGUACACUCAAAUUGUUCUUAACAUUAUCCUUCGCAAUGUUAAAAAGAAGUUCCCUGAUUGUCCGAUUAGCCUAAAUAGAUUUGAUGAGAUUCCGAAUGAUAUACAAGACGUAUUCUGGUUGACCUGUGAGUUUGCCUACGAAUGCUUAUUAUUAGAUCAGCUGGUUUUCUCAAAAGCUGAAUUGUCCUCUCGCUUACCCGAAGUUGGUGACAAGUUGCAGUGCUUUGGUCUGUUGCAGUCUGCACGAUCACUUCUACCUGUCGGUCAUGGCCUGUCUUUUCACUUUGCUCACCUGACCAUCCAGGAGUUCUUGGCUGCCCUCCAUCUUGCUACUCUACCCAAUGAGGAGAAACUGAAGAUUAUUGAGGCUAAUGCUGACAGUGGUCGGUUCAACAUGGUGUGGAGGUUUAUGUUUGGUCUUGCUAGUAAGUACAAUGGUAGCCAUAGUGAUAAGGUGAUCAGUUUGGAUGAUAGUUUGAUGGAUCAAUUUUUAGUUGCUAAAUAUCGUGAUUGGCUUGUUGUAAAAAAUUGUGGUUUGUUGUCUUCAUGUCAUGCUGCUUUCGAAGCUUUAGACCCUAGAUUCUCAACCAAAGUUGGUAAAAUGUAUGGGAACGAUUUAUUGAUCUGUGAUUUCAGCACUCUCUUUGACUAUGUAGCUUGUUUCUAUGUUCUUCGUCAUGCUGAGCAGUGUUGUGUUAUGGUUAUCAGAAUAUCCGAUUGUGCAAUCGAUGAUAAACUGUUGAAGGAAAUAACUGACAUACUUUCUAAUGCAAAUGGUAAACUGCAAGUACGAGAAUUAUCCCUCAAACAGACUAAGUUGUCUGACAAAGGUGUUGCUGAUCUAUUCAAGAGAGCCUCAGCUGCCUUUACAAUUUUAGGUCAUCUCUCGUUGUCUAAGAACAACUUCACUGACAUCAUGUCGUCAUUCACCCACACAUCUUGUACGAGCCUCACACGACUGGACUUAUCCCACAAUCCUCUUGGAGUGUCUGGCCUACAGUCAUUAGAGACAGCUAUACAGUCUGGUGCUCUUAUGAAUCUGGUGUAUCUACACUUGUCCAACACCCUCACUGACGAUGCUGACGUCAAUGGAGCUCUGCUGACCACCCUCUUACAGUCAAUUGCCUCUCACUGUGCCAAACUGGUAAACUUGGAUAUCUCUGAUAAUAAUCUUAGUUUACUUGGAUUAUGUUCAGUUGUGGAGAACAUUCCAUUAGGAUUGGAUAUGAUUGACUUAUCAGUUACCCAUUUCACCACUUCAUUUCACUCAGAGUCUCAAUACACAGUCACCUGUGAGAUGCUCACAAACCUUUUAACAACAAUAUACUUGUCUGACUCCAAUUUCAGUGGAACUGCCGGAACGCUCUUACUGGCAAAGAUUCUUCAAGCAUUUCCAUCUCUAGAAGAUCUUUACUGCUGGCGUUGUUCUCUCACCUCUACCGACAUCAUAAUGCUUAUCCACCAUCUCAAGUCCGCUAAUGUGAUAUGUAUGAAUUUACACUCGUUGGAUCUCAGGAACAACUGCAUUGAUGACGAGGGAGUGAUAGCUCUCACUGAGUGUCUACCAGAGCUGUUCCCUAGUCUGGAGAGUUUCUUUUUAAAUCCUCAUUGUUAUGGUGUUGCUCUCCAUGGUAAUCCAGUGAGCGAGGAGUUGAUACCCAUGUGCAAUGAACAGUUGAAGACCAUACGGGAAUCAAGGAAUUCUGCAGUGCUGACUGAGUGGGAGAGAACAUGUUUACCUCCACAAAAUCAAACAAUGAAUCGUACUUUCCUUUCUCUUUGGGAUACGCUACUGUCGGAUAUGGCUGAUCUUGAAGUGAUAUCUAGAUCUUCAGCUGCUUACAAACCAGCGGAAUACUACUCAAUAGUUUAUGAGGUUGUGGAUACAGUGGACACUCCUAGUGAUGUCACUGAUCCAGACACUCUCAUCAAUGAACAGAGCUUCUCUCAAGCAUCACCAGUAGAGCACCACCCCACAGCUAGUGACGAGGCUACUUGUACAGCCCUGCAGUCUACACACAGAACAGACCAACAUACAACAGACACGGCUGUACUAUCUGAUGUGAUUGAAGGAGAUACCUCACAAGAUGUCGUCACUUCAUUUCCACAUACCAUUCCCUCAGGAGCUGGUGGACUCAGGACUGUGACCAUUGAGGAAUUGAAGGAGUGUACUAAAGUAACCGACUCUCAACUUGACACAGAAAUUGAAGAGACAGACAUGUUCGACCUGGCAGAUCACUUUGACAAUGUUGAGACGUACCCUGUGAUGUUGGGACUUAGCCCUGCUGAACAGAAAGAUGUUAAAUAUGCUUUGUUUCUCAAUGACAUGCAAACAGCAAUGUUUCAUACUCUAAAGGUGUGGAGACAGCAUAAUCCAGGUGCAGCUACGUACCGAGCACUAGUGGACGUCGUACUGGAUAUGAGAAUGGAAGAAUUGGCCACUUACAUUUGUCAGUCAGCAGCUAUAUAAUAGUAUAAGUGAUAUCAUGCUGUCACCAUAUUUCUAAGUCAAUUUACUUCCUUGAUUGUAUUUCAUAAAUGUGCAGUCCUGAUGUUGAUAGGGAUGAAAUUACCCCAGUGCUGCAAGAACAAUUAUAAGAGUACCGACAUG
This is a messenger RNA of Halichondria panicea, 3901 nucleotides long. RefSeq names its product NACHT, LRR and PYD domains-containing protein 3-like. NCBI's taxonomy places the organism in Eukaryota, Metazoa, Porifera, Demospongiae, Suberitida, Halichondriidae. Gene Ontology annotation, molecular function: protein binding. The coding region runs from base 323 to 3760 and encodes 1145 amino acids. The record is from RefSeq and is a predicted model, not a curated record. The transcript is spliced from 7 exons.